UGACCUGGCGAAUUUUUAGUGAGAGCUCUCCGGCUCACAAAAUCUAAGAUCUAACAAAAACAAUCGUCAAUCAUGGCUGCGCCCUUGGUAUCGCAAAAAUUUCUGACAUCAUGCUUGAAAUCGAAAAAUAUCUCACACGUAUUUGAAUGUGUCAAAUCUGUACGGAAUUUACACAAUCCUAGAGAUAAUUUGAAGAAAUUCUACAGACAAGCGACCAUAGCCACCUCAGAUGGAUGGUAUGAAAUCAACUUGGACAAAAGGAAGUUACGGACUCCCCAUGGAAACAUUUUUCGGGUGCCCAGUGAGCCACUUGCCCUUGCAGUUGCCACAGAAUGGAAUUCACAAGACAAAGUUAUUAACAGACAUAACAUGCACUUGACAUCCUUGUGCAACACAGCGCUGGAAAACCCGUUCCACAGAACAAGGGAACAGCUGACAGAGACUAUUAUACAUUUUCUGGAAACUGACACCAUUUGUUACAGACUGACGGAACCUCCAGAGUUAGAGAAAAUGGAAAGAGAACAGUGGGAUCCCAUCUUACAGUGGGCAGCUGACAGAUAUGGUUUAGAGAUCACCCCAACUUGCAGUAUUGCUCCACCCAUAGUCUCUGAUGAAUCCAAGGAGAUCAUUCGGCGGCACCUACUCUCUUACAGUGACUGGGCCUUGUUUGGUUAUCACUUUGCUGUGGACUCCAUUAAAUCUUUGUUGAUUAUUAUGGCUCUUGUUGACAAGCACAUCGGUGUGGAAACUGCUGUCGAUCUCGCAAGACUGGAACAGUAUUUUCAGACAAGCAGAUGGGGCUCUGUGGAGUGGCACCAUGAUGUAGAGCUGUAUGAGCUGCGUUGCCGUCUUUCUGCUGCUGCAUUGUUUAUUCACUGGUGUAGUGAGAGCUCCACGAUCAAACAAAAGGCAGCUCUGGCUCCUGUAUAAUGAUUUCGCUUCAAGUUUGACUUAGUGUUUUUUGUUUGUUUUUUAAAAACUUACACUUGGACGUAUAAGAAGAACAGCAAGAGACAUCAAUAAUAACUGGAUCGAUAAGAUUUGAAUAGUAUGGAACUUGUAACCAAUUCAAGAAGUGCAUACUAAUAAUUUCUAGAAGCGUAAGUACUUGCCUUUGGAUAUGUGUUGAUGAGUAUGGAUGUGUGUUGGCAUGUGCUCUGCUCAUGUGAAAGGA
Aplysia californica (California sea hare) is the source of this 1174-nucleotide messenger RNA. RefSeq names its product ATP synthase mitochondrial F1 complex assembly factor 2. Gene Ontology annotation, cellular component: mitochondrion. The record is from RefSeq and is a predicted model, not a curated record. The coding region runs from base 73 to 930 and encodes 285 amino acids. Gene Ontology annotation, biological process: mitochondrial proton-transporting ATP synthase complex assembly. The transcript is spliced from 8 exons. Lineage: Eukaryota; Metazoa; Mollusca; Gastropoda; Aplysiida; Aplysiidae.